Molecule: messenger RNA, 3507 nt
Organism: Cordyceps fumosorosea ARSEF 2679
Lineage: Eukaryota; Fungi; Ascomycota; Sordariomycetes; Hypocreales; Cordycipitaceae
Product: carbamoyl-phosphate synthase
Exons: 4
Coding region: 1-3507 (1168 amino acids)
Biological process (GO): L-citrulline biosynthetic process; 'de novo' pyrimidine nucleobase biosynthetic process; UTP biosynthetic process
Cellular component (GO): cytosol; cytoplasm
Molecular function (GO): metal ion binding; aspartate carbamoyltransferase activity; ATP binding
Source: RefSeq, a predicted model, not a curated record
AUGCCUCUCACUGUUCCCGUGGCCGCCCUGGCCCGUCGAGCCCCGGCCCUGCUCCGACAUGGACGCAGAGUUCCCCAGACCCUCGCCGCGCGCUCCUUCACCUCGAGCGCCCUCAACACCUCGGCCAGGAGCUCAAUUCGCCUCCAGCAGUCAAAACGAUGGGCUCCCACUACCGCUGCCCGCUGCUACAGCGCCAGCCACACCCAGGAAGCCCCCAACCCCAAGGCCUACCUCGAGAGCGGUGUAAUCAAGCCCCAUCAGACGGUUGAUGUAAAAAAGGUCCUCGUUAUUGGUAGUGGUGGUCUUGCCAUUGGCCAAGCCGGCGAGUUCGAUUACUCUGGAUCGCAAGCCCUGAAGGCCUUGAAAGAGGCUGGUGUCGCUUCCGUCCUUAUCAACCCCAACAUUGCGACCAUUCAGACCAACCAUUCCCUUGCCGAUGAGGUCUAUUACCUGCCCGUCACACCCGAAUAUGUCUCGUACGUCAUUGAGCGCGAAAAGCCCGAUGGCAUCUUCCUCUCCUUUGGUGGCCAGACCGCCCUCAACCUUGGUGUUCAGAUGGAGCGUCUAGGUCUCUUUGAGAAGUAUGGCGUCAAGGUUCUCGGUACCAGUGUCCAUACCCUCGAGCUCUCUGAGGAUCGCGACCUCUUCGCCAAGGCUCUCGAGGAGAUCAACAUUCCUAUUGCCAAGUCCAUUGCCGUCAGCACCAUCGACGAGGCGCUCGACGCUGCUGACAAGAUUGGAUACCCCAUCAUUGUCCGUGCUGCCUAUGCCCUCGGUGGUCUGGGCUCCGGUUUCGCCAACAACAAGGAAGAGCUCCGCAACAUGGCUGCUCGCUCCUUGACCCUGUCGCCCCAGAUUCUCGUCGAAAAGUCGCUCAAGGGCUGGAAGGAAGUCGAGUACGAGGUCGUCCGUGAUGCGAACAACAACUGUAUCACCGUCUGCAACAUGGAAAACUUCGACCCUCUCGGAAUUCACACUGGUGACUCUAUCGUUGUCGCUCCCAGUCAGACGCUGAGCGAUGAAGAGUAUCACAUGCUCCGUACUGCUGCUAUCAAGAUCGUCCGCCACCUCGGUGUCGUCGGUGAAUGCAAUGUCCAGUACGCUCUGCAGCCUGACGGCCUCGACUACCGUGUCAUUGAGGUCAAUGCCCGUCUCUCUCGCUCCUCGGCCCUCGCCUCCAAGGCCACCGGCUACCCGCUCGCCUAUACUGCCGCCAAGAUUGGUCUCGGCCACACCUUGCCCGAGCUGCCCAACGCUGUCACCAAGACGACCACGGCCAACUUCGAACCCUCGCUCGAUUAUAUUGUCACCAAGAUUCCCCGCUGGGAUCUCUCCAAGUUCCAGCACGUCAAGCGCGAUAUCGGUAGCGCCAUGAAGUCUGUCGGCGAGGUCAUGGCUAUUGGCCGUACUUUUGAAGAAUCGUUCCAAAAGGCUAUUCGCCAGGUUGAUCCCCGCUUCGUCGGCUUCCAGGGUGACAAGUUUGAGGACCUCGACUUCGAGCUGCAGAACCCCACCGACCGCCGCUGGCUCGCCGUCGGUCAGGCCAUGCUCCACGAAAACUACUCGGUUGACAAGGUCCACGACCUCACCAAGAUUGACAAGUGGUUCCUGUACAAGCUCCAGAACAUUGUCGACUGCACCCGCGAGCUCGAGGCCGCCGGCGGACUCCAGUCCCUGCAGAAGGACCAGGUUCUCAAGGCUAAGAAGAUGGGUUUCUCGGAUCGUCAAAUCGCCAACGCUGUCAAGAGCACCGAAGACGAGGUUCGCGCGUACCGUCUUGGAUUUGGUAUCCGCCCUUGGGUUAAGAGAAUCGAUACUCUCGCCGCCGAGUUCCCCGCCAAUACCAACUAUCUCUACACUACGUACAACGGCUCGUCGCACGAUGUCACGUUUGAGGACAACGGCACUGUCAUUCUUGGCUCUGGUGUUUACCGUAUCGGUAGCUCUGUCGAAUUCGAUUGGUGUGCUGUCAGCGCCACUCAGGCUCUCCGCGAGAUGGGCGAGAAGACUAUCAUGAUCAACUAUAACCCAGAGACGUACUCAACCGAUUUCGACACUGCUGAUAAACUCUAUUUCGAGGAGCUCAGCUAUGAGCGUGUCAUGGACAUUUACGAGCUUGAGGCUGCUAAGGGCGUUGUGGUUUCCGUCGGUGGUCAGCUUCCUCAGAACAUUGCCCUGCGCCUGCAGGAGACUGGCAAGGCCAACGUUCUAGGCACGGACCCCAAGGAUAUCGACAAGGCUGAAGACCGUCAAAAGUUCUCCGAAAUCCUCGACAGCAUCGGCAUCGACCAGCCGGCAUGGAAGGAACUGACGUCGGUGCAGGCCGCCGAGGCUUUCGCUGCCGAUGUGGGCUACCCGGUGCUCGUUCGUCCCAGUUACGUGCUCUCGGGCGCGGCCAUGACUGUCAUCCGCAGCCAGGAGGACCUCAAGGACAAGCUCGAGGCCGCCAGCAGCGUGUCACCGGACCACCCGGUCGUCAUCAGCAAGUUCAUCGAGGGCGCGCAGGAGAUUGACGUCGACGGUGUCGCCUCCAACGGCGAGCUCGUGAUCCACGCCGUCUCCGAGCACGUGGAGCAGGCGGGCGUCCACUCGGGCGACGCUACCCUCGUGCUGCCGCCGGCCAACCUCGACGAGAGCGUGAUGCGCCGUGUCAAGGAGAUUGCGCAAAAGGUUGCCAAGGCCUGGAAGAUUACCGGCCCCUUCAACAUGCAGAUCAUCAAGGCAGAUAGCCCUGACGGCGGCGAGCCGCAGCUCAAGGUCAUCGAGUGCAACCUGCGCGCCUCGCGCUCGUUCCCGUUCGUCUCCAAGGUUCUCGGCGUCAACUUCAUCGACGUCGCGACCAAGGCGCUCGCCGGCAAGGACGUCCCCGCGCCGACCGACCUCAUGGCCGUCGAGCGCGACUACCUUGCGACCAAGGUGCCGCAGUUCUCCUGGACGCGUCUCGCCGGCGCCGACCCCUUCCUCGGCGUCGAGAUGUCGUCGACGGGCGAGAUCGCGUGCUUCGGCAAGACCCUCGUCGAGGCCUACUGGGCGUCGCUGCAGUCGACCAUGAACUUCCGCAUGCCGGAGCCCGGCGAGGGCCUGCUCUUCGGCGGCGAGACCAGCGAGAAGUGGCUGACGACCGUCGUCGACUACCUCGCGCCGCUCGGCUACAAGCUGUACGCCGCCGGCGACGACGUCAAGACGCUGCUCGAGCGCGAGUGCAAGGGCGGCGUCAGCGUCGAGGUCAUCGAGUUCCCGACCGACGACAAGCGCGCUCUCCGCGAGGUCUUCAAGAAGUACGACAUCCGCGGCGUCUUCAACCUGGCCCUCGCCCGUGGCAAGACCACCCAGGACGUCGACUACGUCAUGCGCCGCAACGCCGUCGACUUCGGCGUCCCUCUGUUCAUGGAACCCAAGACUGCCAUGCUCUUUGCCCAGUGCAUGAGCGAGAAGUUGCCCCGCCCUGAGGGUAUCCCCUCCGAGGUCCGCCGCUGGUCCGAGUUUAUCGGAGGCAAGCCCCUGUAA